Messenger RNA from Penicillium manginii, 1605 nucleotides. RefSeq lists its product as uncharacterized. The record is from RefSeq and is a predicted model, not a curated record. The coding region runs from base 1 to 1605 and encodes 534 amino acids. Lineage: Eukaryota; Fungi; Ascomycota; Eurotiomycetes; Eurotiales; Aspergillaceae. Gene Ontology annotation, biological process: transmembrane transport. Gene Ontology annotation, molecular function: transmembrane transporter activity. The transcript is spliced from 2 exons.
AUGGCGACUGACUCCUCAAUUUCAUCCGCUGAAAAGCGCGAUGAGAUCAUCCCAUCGACCGAGAAGCGCGAACUCAAGGAGGAAGACGCGUACGAUGUAUUGGGCUACUGCUGGCCUCGCUGGAAGAAAUGGUCUUACCUCGCCGCUGUCGCUUUCGUGCAGGUGUCCAUGAACUUCAACACCUCAGUCUAUCCCAAUGCUGUCAAGCCCCUCGCGGCGGCAUUCAACAUCAGUGAACAACAUGCUCGGACUGGUCAAAUGGCCUACCUAGUCACCUACUCCAUUGGCUGUGAGUUGUGGGCGCCAUGGAGUGAGGAAUUCGGUCGCUGGCCCAUUCUCCAGCUCUCCAUGUUCCUUAUCAACAUCUGGCAAAUUCCUGCUGGUUUGGCACCUAACUGGGGUACUAUUGUCGUCGCGCGUGCAUUGGUACGUAAUUCUCGAUCAUUCGAUGUCAAAUGUCACCUAUAUGCUAACCAGUCGCAGGGUGGAAUCUCCACUGCCGGUGGUAGUGUGACUCUUGGUCUUAUUGCCGAUAUCUAUGAACCCGAUAAUCAACAAUUCCCAUUGGCCUUUAUCGUCCUUUCUUCGUGCAUUGGUACCAGUAUUGGCGGUGUCAUUGGUGGUCCAAUCGAGCGAUUCCUCGAAUGGGAAUGGUUCUUCUGGAUCCAACUCAUCUUCGGUGGUGUCACUCAGGCAAUCAUCUUCUUCAUGCCCGAAAGUCGAUCGACCAUUCUCCUCGACAGGGAAGCUAAGCGUCGUCGUGAAAGCGGCGAAGACCCGAACGUAUACGGACCGAACGAACUCAAGAACCCCCGUGUGUCUCUCAAGGAGGCCGGCAAGAUUUGGUGGCGACCCUUCCGCAUGCUUCUGACUGAGCCCAUCGUCUUCUGUCUGUCCCUGCUAUCUGGAUUCUCCGAUGCUCUGAUCUUCACUUUCCUGGAGAGCUUUGCUAUUGUCUACGAGCAGGGAUGGGGCUUCGGUAUUCUGGCACAGGCAUGGGCUGUCAUUCCUAUCAACCUUGCCUACUUCAUCACAUACUUCACAUAUUUCCCUUGGUUCUGGCGCGAUGAGAAAAUCCGACAGACCAAGGGCAACGAUGCGCUUACACCCGAGCGUCGCAUGAAAUGGCUCUUGUUCCUUGCGCCGUUCGAACCGAUCGGACUGUUCGGUUUUGCCUGGACUUCCUUUGGUCAAGAGCGCGGAAUUCCAUGGAUUGCAUCCAUGAUCUUCUCUACCAUGGUCGGUAUCGCAAACUACGCGAUUUACUUGUCUUCGGUCGACUACAUGAUCGCUGCGUAUGGUCCCUACUCGGCUUCUGCUUGCGGUGGUAACGCCUUCGCUCGUGAUCUCCUUGCUGGUAUCUCGGCCAUGUACGCGACUCCAAUGUACAACAACAUCGGAAACAAGUGGCACGUCGAGUAUGCCAGUACGGUCCUGGCGUGUCUGUCUUGUGUCGUCGUUGCCCCCAUCUAUGUGUUCUACUGGAAGGGUCCUGAGAUUCGUGCCAGGAGUAAAUUUGCUUCUGCGCUUGCUGAGGAUCGCAAGCAGAAUGAAGGCCGCAGAGUUAGCAAGGCUGCUCCCGAGCAACUGCCAGAGAAUGCCUAA